AUGAAUCCAGUGAAAAACAACUUUCUCUCCAAAAAAAAUAACAAUGAUGUGGAUACAACAAAACAUGAAUCCAGUGAAAAACAACUUUCUCUCCAAAAAAAGAAAAAACAUGAUUUGGCACUUAAAUCUUGGAAAUGGAAUGAAGUUAUUGAUCUUGAAAGUUCUGAUAAUCAACAUCAGUUGACUGAUGAAGAUGUGGAUACAACAGAUACAACUGAAAAUUUGUUGGACUCAACUGUACAUAUGAACCAGCCAAUACAAGGUGAAGAUGAUGCGCCACAUCAGGCUGAAGAUGAUGUAGGUGUGAUCCAGCCAAAUCCAGUUGAAAAUGAUGUAUGUCAUCCAACAAGAGCUGAUGUGGCUUGGCCUGAUGAAGAAUGA
Lactuca virosa is the source of this 381-nucleotide messenger RNA. Lineage: Eukaryota; Viridiplantae; Streptophyta; Magnoliopsida; Asterales; Asteraceae. The record is from the annotation of a GenBank genome assembly.